Messenger RNA from Acaulospora colombiana, 1026 nucleotides. The record is from the annotation of a GenBank genome assembly. Lineage: Eukaryota; Fungi; Glomeromycota; Glomeromycetes; Diversisporales; Acaulosporaceae.
AUGAAAAUUCUCUCCGAUACCUCUGACACUGGUGACCGAGGAAGCGAUGGAGAACCGUUUCAAAUAAUCAUCCAGGUGGAUGACGACGCACAAACGGAACAAUCUUCGUCCGAACUCGCUUCCCUGGACAUUCACCCCGUCUCCGAGGAAGAUGUCGAUGUCUCGUCGAAGCAGAUUCAAAAAUCCGUAUACUCGAUUUUACGACUAUUCGACAAAUGUAAGCUAACCAUUGGCGAUAUUUUUCUCAAAGGGAAACUCCAGGAGAUAAGAAUUCAAGAUGGAAAUUUUUACUUUGACACCUUGCAGUCACUCAAGCACGCAGAGCAGCUCGUACCUCACGCCGAGAAGGUGGUCAAAUUCAUCAACGAUUUAAAACUUCAACCCUUCACUGUCGCUGAGAUAUUUAACCUAAUGGCCAUUUCUGAGGAGUUAAUAGGGAGCUCGAAGAAGCAAAAAGAGUUAAUCGUUGAGUUGAUUAAGAGAUAUGAGGAUAGUUUAAAAUCCUUGCGUGGUAUUUUUGAGAACAUCAAAAUGCGCAAAGGGAAUAUUUCAAAGGAGAAGGAUUUGAUUCCUGUUAGGGAGGUGGAGAUCAAGAGAAUCCAUAGGGAAUUUAAAAAAUGCGAUAGAGAGGCUCAAAUGUAUUGUUCAUAUUUAAAGGGUUUCUUCAUUUGCUUCGUCAUUGUUUAUCUGUAUGCAGAGAGUUACCGAUCCAAGGCGAAUGAUUAUCAACGGGAGAUGAAUAGGUUGAAACAAGAGAUGGAAAGGGAUAAGCUGGUGAUCGAGAGUGCAAACGACGAAGACACCAAAUUGGUGGAGUUGUAUCUGGCCAACACGAUUUGCCAAAUUCCAUCCGUUCUGAAAUAUUGGAAGGAACACAAGGACAAUCUUGAAGAGUUGUCACACGUUGAAAAUUUUGGUAAGGAGAAUCUGAACGACAAAUGGACUGAGAUCAAGAAGAGUUGCGAAGACUAUGUUCGAUUCGUGAGUGAUAUUUUGGAUCGGAGCGGUGAGAUCAAUUGGGGAUAA